Messenger RNA from Serpula lacrymans var. lacrymans S7.9, 362 nucleotides. RefSeq lists its product as uncharacterized. The transcript has a single exon. The record is from RefSeq and is a predicted model, not a curated record. Lineage: Eukaryota; Fungi; Basidiomycota; Agaricomycetes; Boletales; Serpulaceae. The annotation marks the transcript as partial.
AUUGCUGUCCCAUUUCUCAGCAUUUCCUUGCUUGCAUUCGCCCUUUGCAUAGACUGGAUUCACAUAGCCCCAAUGGCCAUCAUCACUGAAUCCCACCACCACCAAUCAUUGGCAGGCUCCGAUGCUGCGUUGCUGGACAUGUUGACAGCCCCCCGGCCUCCCACCAAAAAAACUUUCUCGAGGCGAGAUGCAGCCUUGGAUCCACUGCUACUCGCAGCAGCUGCCGCUUCUGGUCCAGGCGUAACUCGCAACCACUACCAUCAUGAUUUCUUCCCCGGUGUCAUGCUGCCCAAAGCGGAGGGUUCCUGGGACUGGACAAAGUUCAAGGGAGAGGACUCUUCUGCUCGCCAGGAACGCAGACG